UCUAUUAUAGAAAUGAAAAAGCAAAAUCAGAGUUCUGUGGUUGAAUUUAUCCUCCUGGGCUUUUCUAACUUUCCUGAACUACAAGAGCAGAUUUUCUGGUUUUUCUUGAUUAUUUACCUGGUAACUUUGAUGGGAAAUGCCAUGAUUAUAGUCAUCAUCUCCUUGGAACACAGCCUCCAUGUCCCCAUGUACCAGUUUCUUCUGAACUUGUCAGUGAUUGAAGUGAGUUUCACUGCAGUUAUUAUGCCUGAGAUGAUUGUGGUUCUUUCAACUGAGAAAACUACAAUCACAUUUGCAGGCUGCUUUUCCCAGAUGUAUUUCAUUCUUCUUUUUGGUGGGACAGAAUGCUUUCUGCUGGGGGCCAUGGCUUAUGACCGAUAUGCUGCAAUCUGCCACCCUCUGAGCUACCCAGUGAUUAUGAACAAAAGUGUUUUCGUGAGAUUAGUGACAUUCUCAUGGGUCUCAGGGAUACUGGUGGCUACUGUGCAGACCACCUGGGUAUUCAGUUUCCCCUACUGUGGUCCCAAUGAAAUCAAUCACCUCUCUUGUGAAACUCCUGCAGUGUUAGAACUUGCAUGUGCAGACACCUACUUCUUUGAAAUCUACGCGUUCACGGGCACCAUUUUGAUUGUACUAGUUCCUUUCCUGUUGAUCCUCUUGUCUUACAUUCGCAUUCUCGUUGCCAUCGUGAAGAUGUCAUCAACUACUGGGAGGCAAAAGGCCUUUUCCACCUGUGCCUCCCACCUCACAUCUGUCACUCUCUUCUAUGGCACAGCCAACAUGACUUACUUACAACCCAAAAAUGGCUACACUCCGGAAACCAAGAAACUGAUAUCAUUAUCCUACUCACUUCUGACACCUCUGCUGAACCCCCUGAUCUACAGCUUGAGAAACAAUGAGAUGAAAAGAGCAUUGAUGAAAUUAUGGAGAAGAAGAGUGGGCUCACACAUAUUCUGACUGUAUUGAGAGCUGUGUGACAUUUGGUGACUGCCUAACCGUAGUGAUUUUAAAUUUCACAGUGAUAAAAUGGCUUUCAGGGGCCAGGUGGUGGUGUAGCACCUAUCUGUAGGGAAGAAGCUUCAUGAGUGGUGAAGCUGUGCUGCAGAUAGCUCUCUUUCUCUCUCUCUCUCUCUCUCUCUCUCUUUCUCUCUCUCCCCUUUCUAUCUCCCUAUCCCUUUCAAUUUCUCUUGUGUCUCUAUCAAAAAUAAAUAUGUAAAUAAU
Molecule: messenger RNA, 1221 nt
Organism: Erinaceus europaeus (western European hedgehog)
Lineage: Eukaryota; Metazoa; Chordata; Mammalia; Eulipotyphla; Erinaceidae
Product: olfactory receptor 10A3-like
Exons: 1
Coding region: 13-957 (314 amino acids)
Biological process (GO): G protein-coupled receptor signaling pathway
Cellular component (GO): membrane
Molecular function (GO): G protein-coupled receptor activity; olfactory receptor activity
Source: RefSeq, a predicted model, not a curated record